AUGUCCCGCUACUUUCCACACACAGAAUACGCAGAAGACCAACCCCUCUCUCGCACAAUUCUGGGUGUCCAUGUUCUUACCCGCGGCUACACUACCGGCGCCGUAGUGGGUCUCGGCGUCGCCUCCGUCGGGGGCCUCUACCACCGCCUCCGCGGCUCCGCAAAAACCGUGCCUGUCACAGCAUCACCGGCAACAGCCUCCGCACUGAGAACCACAGUUCUUACCCGCCUCCUCCGCACAACAGGCACAGCCAGCGCCGUCGGUGUAGGCCUUAUGGGCCUUGCGCUUGCGGGAAGGAUGAGAGGGCGGGAGGAUAUUGAGUGGCGCGACCGCUCGUGGCGAUUAAUGGAGAACCGUGGUCAGUUGGAGACGGACGACUGGACAUACGGCGGCGCUGCGGCGGGUCUUGUUGCGUUCGGAGUGUGGCAACGGGCGGCAGCGAAAGGGGCUGCUGUUGGCGGAUGGAGGGUCGUCGCUGGUGCAGCGGGACUGGGGAGCGUGGUAGGCACUGUUGGGUACAUGGUUUGGAGGUACGGAGUGCACUCCGGGAAGUUUCCGGAAUACGCUGCCGUCGAGGAAACUGCCUUGGGGAAAAUAUGA
Colletotrichum truncatum is the source of this 600-nucleotide messenger RNA. RefSeq lists its product as uncharacterized. Lineage: Eukaryota; Fungi; Ascomycota; Sordariomycetes; Glomerellales; Glomerellaceae. The record is from RefSeq and is a predicted model, not a curated record.